CUCUUGAUUAUAUACAAAAAGUUGUAUUGGGUUACUACACUGGUUAUACAGUGUUUCUGUAACCUAUAAUUUAUUUUAAAAUAACAUUUGUGCAAAUGCUUUAGGGUCAAAGGGGAUAUCAUCUCUAGUUUGCGUGGUGAUCUCCCGUGCUAAAUAUAAUCUGUAACCUGAGUUGAGUGUAGUUUUGUGAAUGAAUAGAUAUGAUUGGAUAGCAGGCUGCUAAAGCUAUUUUACAUCUCCAGCUGUCAAACCCUGUUCAGUUUUCCUCAAGGGUAGGAAUAUACUGAAAAAUGGCUGAGGCAGUCGCAAAUGUGGCCCGAAGAGUUAAUGAAACAGUAGAAGAAGGAAAGGAUUGUUUAGACCUGUCAAACUGCAAGUUAAUAAAUUUCCCAGACGGUGUAUUCAAGAUCCUUAAAAGCGUUAUCGAAAAUAUUCAUGCUGUAACAUUGGCUGACAACGUGAUGAAGGUCAUCUCCAGCAAAUUCUUUGGCUCCUUUACCCAUCUACACGAGUUGGAUCUGCAUUGCAAUGUUCUCACCAAACUGCCCGACGCUGUGGCCGACGUGGAACACUUGAAGGUCAUCGAUCUGGCCAAUAACAAGUUCUCCGUGUUCCCGGAGAAGCUCUUAGAAAUAGCCACCCUGGAGACCAUUAACCUGGAGGGGAAUAGCAUCACAGAGAUCCCAGUGGAGAGGCUUUCCGCCAUGCCUGCACUGAAGUGGAUAAACGUCAAGUCGAAUCCUUUGGACAAAGACACUCUGACUGCUCUGCAAACUCCCCACCAAUUUGAAAUUCUGUUUACAGUCGAUGCUUGAGGAAGCGCUUCCCAGAGGGUCGUCGCAUGACGAGUUGCCUUUCAGUGUCUCUUCUGCAAGAAGAGACAACUCAAUUUAGGAUAUUUUAACUGUGCCUCAUGAUGGAAAAUACAUUUCGUCUUGGAGUGUAACACAGCAUGGAUUUACACGAUUAGGGAGUGGAAAUAAAGAUAAAGGCCGACGUUGACAAGGAUUUGUGACUUCCAACGUGCAUGUGGUGCAAUAGCCUAUCAGCUGGAAGAGAGUCGAAGCUGUUGUUUGGAUGUCUUGGAUUACUUUCUGUUGGACCAGUGUAACAACAAUUAGGGUGACGUGGCAAUUUAUUUCCUCAAGCCGCUUCUGGAUUUUAUUACAACCUAUGGUUUUCAUUUGAUAAAAGAAAGACAUAGUGACUGUUAACAUGUUAUUUAUGAACUUUGGAGACUGAAGUGUUUUAAUUAAACAUUUGCUGAUC
Gadus macrocephalus (Pacific cod) is the source of this 1269-nucleotide messenger RNA. It is a transcript of the gene lrrc20, whose product is annotated as leucine rich repeat containing 20. The coding region runs from base 291 to 815 and encodes 174 amino acids. The record is from RefSeq and is a predicted model, not a curated record. The transcript is spliced from 5 exons. NCBI's taxonomy places the organism in Eukaryota, Metazoa, Chordata, Actinopteri, Gadiformes, Gadidae. Gene Ontology annotation, molecular function: protein binding.